Messenger RNA from Helianthus annuus (common sunflower), 792 nucleotides. Its product is annotated as toll/interleukin-1 receptor-like protein. The coding region runs from base 1 to 792 and encodes 263 amino acids. Gene Ontology annotation, biological process: signal transduction. The transcript is spliced from 2 exons. The record is from RefSeq and is a predicted model, not a curated record. Lineage: Eukaryota; Viridiplantae; Streptophyta; Magnoliopsida; Asterales; Asteraceae.
AUGGCCUCUUCUUCAACUUCGUUCAUUCAAAAGAGCUUCACAUAUGAUGUGUUUUUAAGUUUUAGAGGUAAAGAUACACGUAAAAACUUCGUUGAUCAUCUUUACUUUGCUCUUCAACAGAAAAACAUUCGUACUUUCAAAGAUGAUAAAAUCAAGAAAGGGAAAAUGAUAAAUGAUGAGCUCAUCAAAUCCAUUAAAGACUCAAAGUUCUACAUUAUAAUAUUCUCCAUGAAGUAUGCGUCUUCAUCAUGGUGUUUGGAUGAACUAGUGAAAAUUAUGGAGUGCCAUAAGAACGCAGAUCAUGUUGUUUACCCGAUCUUCUAUGAUGUAGAACCCUUUGAAGUCCGCAAACUAAGUGGGGUAGUUGGAAAAGCCUUUGCCAAACAUGAAAACGAAAAUCGUGUAGGCAAAUGGAGAGAGGCUCUAAAAGAAGCAGCCAAUCUGGUUGGAUGGGAAUUGAAGAACACUUUUGAUGGGCAUGAAGCUAAACUCAUCCAAGAAGUUGUUGCUGAGAUUUCAUUAGAAUUAUGUAAAUCAAACAAUGAUGAACAAUUAAUAGGCGAGGAGAUUGAGAAAGAGGAUGCUCUUUCAUCUUUAAAAUAUGGCUUUGAUGAUAUUUCCAGAAGUAUGGUCAAGGGAAUGGGAGGUGGUGUGAAGAAAGCUUUAACAAGAGUUGCUUUUGAUCAAAUAUUUUCCCGGUUAAGGAUAGUUCAAAAGUCCAACACUGAGUCACAUCAGCAUGGUGUUAUUGAGUUAACACAAAACAACUCCAAAAAGAAAAGAGACCAUUGA